Medicago truncatula (barrel medic) is the source of this 5993-nucleotide messenger RNA. Its product is annotated as mediator of RNA polymerase II transcription subunit 14. The record is from RefSeq and is a predicted model, not a curated record. The coding region runs from base 239 to 5557 and encodes 1772 amino acids. The transcript has 8 exons. NCBI's taxonomy places the organism in Eukaryota, Viridiplantae, Streptophyta, Magnoliopsida, Fabales, Fabaceae. Gene Ontology annotation, cellular component: mediator complex; core mediator complex. Gene Ontology annotation, biological process: regulation of transcription by RNA polymerase II. Gene Ontology annotation, molecular function: transcription coregulator activity.
GAGAGCACCGUGAGACACAAGCCCAGAGAUAGAGUGAGAAAGCGAGAGAGAGAGAGAGAGAAGAGAGAGAGUGCGGAAUCACGAAAGAGCGCGUUCUUCUUCUUCUUCUUCGUCUUUCCUUUGCUCCUAAUUGACAACGGUUCAAAAAUUAACCGUUGUCUUUUUGACCUAAAACCCUAAUUUGAUUUCGAUGCAUUAACAGAUCAAGAAGAACCCUAGAAUUGAACAAUCGAAAUCAAUGGCUACGGCGGAGUUAGGGCAACAGACGGUGGAGUUAUCCACCCUCGUUACUCGUGCCGCUCAAGAUUCAUACAAUUCGCUUAAAGAGCUUGUUGAUAAAUGCAGGUCCACCGAAUUAUCCGAUUCCGAUAAGAAGAUUAGCAUGCUCAAAUUUCUUACCAAGACUCAGCAACGUAUGAUCCGUCUCAAUGUCCUCUCCAAAUGGUGCCAACAGGUUCCUUUGAUACAGCACUGUCAGCAACUGUCUUCAACUGUUUCGAAUCACGACAUGUGUUUUACUCAGGCUGCGGAUUCGUUGUUUUUCAUGCACGAGGGGCUUCAGCAAGCUCGGGCUCCGGUUUAUGAUGUUCCAUCCGCCAUUGAAAUUCUUCUCACGGGGAGUUACGAGCGUUUGCCAAAGUGUAUUGAAGAUGUUGGUUCUCAGUAUGCUUUGACCGAAGAUAAGCAAAAGCCUGCUUUGAAGAAGCUGGACAUGCUUGUUCGGUCCAAAUUGCUUGAAGUUUCUCUUCCCAAAGAAAUUUCUGAUAUAAAAGUUUCCGAUGGCACUGCAAUGGUUAGGGUGAAUGGAGAGUUUCAGGUUUUAUUGACACUUGGGUACCGAGGACACAUGUCCUUGUGGAGAAUAUUGCAUUUGGAGCUGCUUGUCGGUGAAAAAAAUAAAACUGUGAAACUGGAAGAACUACGGCGACAUGUGCUUGGAGAUGAUCUAGAGAGACGAAUGGCAGCGGCCGAAAACCCAUUUUCAAUAUUGUACACAGUUCUUCACGAGCUGUGUGUUGCACUUGUCAUGGACACAGUAAUAAGGCAAGUGCAAUUCCUUCGACAGGGAAGAUGGAAAGAUGCAAUUCGGUUUGAGCUCAUAUCUGAUGGUGGCUCUGGUCAUGGGGCAAGUUCAAGUUCUGUGCAGAAUCCUGACGGGGAAUCUGAUUCGUCUGGUCUACGAACUCCGGGGUUAAAAAUUAUUUACUGGUUAGAUUUUGACAAAAAUGCUGGUGUGUCUGAUUCAGGUGCUUGUCCAUUUAUAAAAAUUGAACCUGGACCAGACCUUCAGAUAAAGUGCACCCACAGUAUCUUUGUCAUAGAUCCGUUAGCUGGCAAGGAGGCAGAGUUUUUCUUAGACCAGAAUUGUAUUGAUGUAGAGAGGCUGCUAUUAAGAGCUAUUUGUUGCAAUAGAUAUACUCGGCUAUUAGAAAUUAAAACAGAACUGAUAAAAAAUGUUCAGGUCUUUAGAACAGCAGAUGACGUUGUGCUCCAGUCUCAUAUGGGUGAACCUGAUAUUGAAUAUAAGCAGAAGGAUAAUAAGAGAUGCGAUAAGGAUUCUGAGGGGAACGAGGUACUGCACGUGCGUGCUUAUGGCUCUUCUUUUUUUACUCUUGGAAUUAGUAUCAGGAAUGGCCGAUUCCUUCUUCAAUCAUCACAAAAUAUAGUUGUUUCUUCUGCCUUGUUAGAAUGUGAAGAAGCUUUAAAUCAGGGAUCUAUUACUGCAGCUGAAGUCUUCCUAAGCUUGAGAAGCAAAAGUAUGUUGCACUUAUUUGCAUCUAUUGGAAGGGUUUUGGGCCUUGAGGUUUAUGAGCAUGGAUUGAACACAGUCAAAACACCCAAAACCUUGUCGAAUGGUUCAACUGUGCUGAUGAUGGGAUUUCCAGACUGUGGAAGCUCUUACUUCCUGCUUAUGCAACUUGAUAAAAAUUUUAAACCCUUGUUUAAGUUGUUAGAGACUGAACCAGAUCCAUCUGGAAAAGACAAAAUAUUUGGUGACCUUAAUCAGGUGCUGCGGUUCAAGAAAAUUGAUAUAGCACAGAUGCAGGUGCUUGAAGAUGAAAUGAAUUUAAGCCUGGUGGACUGGGCAAAGUUGCAUUCCAUUUUGCCCAAUGCUGCCUGUCCAAAUCAAAUGUCUGGGCAUGGGCUCUAUUCUGAUACCCGCCUUCAGAAUUCCAUGCACACUGCUAGAGGCCAUCAUCCGUCAGGUUUUUCAUCACUGGUUGACGAUGUUUUUGGACUUGAGAAAGGGUCUUCUGCGCCACCAUUCCCUGUUCAAAAUAUUUCUUCACCGUUGAAUUCAUCACUUCCUUCUCAUUAUGGUUCUCUCCCAAUAAACAGUCAGAGUUUAAAGGCUGGAAAUAUCCACUAUAAUAGUUCCCUGUUCUCAUCAGGCAAUGUGAAGGGUCCAGUUCAAUCCAGUUCUGUUGGCUCAGUUCCUACUGGACAUGGAAGGAGCGCUGUUGGGAAAAAGCUAUCUGCCUCAAAGUCUGAACAGGAUUUGGCUUCUGUUAAAUCUCCGCAUUCAGUUGACAUUAGUUCCUCUACUCCAAUGGAUGAAGACACUGCUAAUGAUGCUUUAUCUGGAAGUCGUUCAUCUCUAUUAUCUCCUUCCUGGCCGAUUAACUCUCGAAUGUCCGCACCUAGUUCCAGACCUAACGGAUCUAGUUCAUGUGCCACAACUCUCGUAUCCCAGGGACUGGACACAGUUAACUUUAGCACUAGCGAAGAUGUUAUCUCCGAACAAGAUAAAAAAUCUCGUAAGCGAACGGCAUCAGAUAUGUUAAAUUUGAUUCCAUCUCUUCAAGAGUUUGUCAAAAAUCAAGGAAUCUGCAAGAGAAGAAAGAUUUUAGAUGCAUGUAGCUCUCAAUUGGCUUUGCCACAAAGCAGUAUAACCCCAGAAAUAAUUCCCAAAGCUGAAGGGUGCAGUUAUGGAAGUUUAAUUGCAGAAGCAAAUAAGGGAAAUGCUCCUUCUAGCAUUUAUGUAGCGGCUCUUCUUCAUGUGGUCAGGCAUAGUUCACUAUGCAUUAAACAUGCUAGGUUAACCAGCCAGAUGGAUGCAUUAGAGAUAUCGUAUGUUGAAGAAGUGGGUUUACGAAGGGUAUCCUCUAACAUUUGGUUUCGACUUCCAUUUGCCAGAGGUGAUUCAUGGCAACAUAUAUUUUUGCGGCUUGGCAGACCUGGUUGUAUGUAUUGGGAUGUUAAAAUCGAUGAUCAGCAUUUCAGGGAUUUAUGGGAGCUUCAGAAAGGUAGUAGUAACACAUCAUGGGGUUCUGGUGUUCGAAUUGCUAAUACAUCUGAUAUAGAUUCACAUAUACAUUAUGAUCCAGAUGGUGUUGUUUUGAGUUAUCAAUCUGUUGAGAAAGAUAGCAUAAAGAAAUUAGUGGCUGAUAUCCAAAGGCUUGCCAAUGCUAGAACAUUUUCCAUUGGCAUGCGGAAAUUGCUUGGCAUACGAGCAGAUGAGAAGUCAGAAGAGUUCCUUACAAAUUCUGAUGUCAAAAUAUCCGGUGUCAAGACUGCUUCAGAUACUGCUGACAAACUACAGAUGAGAAGGGCAUUUAGAAUUGAGGCAGUUGGACUGAUGAGCUUGUGGUUUAGCUUUGGUUCAGGUGUUCUUGCUCGUUUUGUUGUUGAGUGGGAAUCCGGUAAAGAGGGUUGCACAAUGCAUGUAUCUCCUGAUCAACUUUGGCCUCAUACCAAGUUUUUAGAAGACUUCAUAAAUGGAGCUGAAGUUUCAUCGCUUCUGGAUUGCAUUCGUCUGACUGCAGGGCCAUUGCAUGCUCUCGCAGCGGCAACCAGGCCAGCACGAGCUGGUCCUGUUCCGGGCGUCGCAGCCAUUAUAUCUUCUUUCCCCAAACAGACCGGUUAUACAUCAUCACAAGGACUUCUUCUUGGUAGUUCAACUUCAGCCACUAAUGUUGGUCAGCCUGCUUCUGGUCUUGGAGCAAAUACUUCCGUUUCUAAUGCUAGUGGUAUCUCUAACCAAAAUCUUUCAAUGUUAGCUGCUGCUGGCCGUACUGGCCCAGGCAUUGUUCCAAGUUCACUUUUGCCCUUUGAUGUCUCUGUCGUGCUCCGUGGUCCUUACUGGAUACGAAUUAUGUACCGGAAACAGUUUGCAGUUGAUAUGCGUUGCUUUGCAGGAGAUCAGGUGUGGUUGCAACCUGCCACACCUCCUAAAGAGGGCCGUCCUUCUGGAGGAUCAUUACCAUGCCCCCAGUUUCGGCCUUUUAUCAUGGAACAUGUGGCCCAGGAAUUGAAUGGAUUGGAUCCUAGUUUUACAGGACAACAGGCAGGUGGGCUAACCAGUUCAAACAGUCCAAACCCAAAUUCAGGGACCCAGUCAAUGGCUGCAAACGGGAACAGAAUAAACUCUGCUGCAAUGUCUAGGACAGGAAACCAAGUAGCUAGUUUAAACCGUAUGGGAAACGCUUUAGCAGGCUCUUCAAACUUAGCUUUGAUGACAUCAGCUGUACCUCUUCGAAGGCCACCUGGAACAGUUGUCCCGGCACAUGUCAGAGGUGAGUUGAACACAGCCAUUAUCGGCCUCGGUGACGACGGAGGAUAUGGAGGUGGUUGGGUUCCUCUUGUUGCCCUCAAAAAGGUUUUGAGAGGCAUUCUCAAGUAUCUUGGAGUGCUAUGGCUAUUUGCCCAGUUACCAGAUCUUUUGAAAGAGAUCCUAGGAUCCAUCUUGAAGGACAAUGAAGGUGCCCUUUUGAACUUGGACCCUGAGCAGCCUGCAUUGCGUUUUUUUGUUGGGGGAUAUGUAUUUGCUGUUAGUGUCCACAGAGUUCAGCUUCUUCUGCAGGUGUUAAGUGUAAAACGCUUUCACCACCAACAGCAGCAGCAGCAACAAAAUUCCAAUCCUGCACCAGAGGAACUCAGUCCAUCUGAAAUAAGUGAAAUAUGCGACUACUUCAGCCGUCGGGUGGCAUCUGAGCCCUAUGAUGCUUCACGUGUUGCUUCGUUCAUAACCAUGCUCACCUUACCCAUACCAGUUUUGAGAGAAUUCUUGAAACUAAUUGCUUGGAAGAAGGGAUUAUCUCAGGCACAAGUUGGAGAUGUUGUUUCAGCUCAAAAACCGCGAAUUGAAUUAUGUCUUGAAAAUCAUGCUGGGUUGAACGCGGACGAGAAUUCAGAGAGCUCAUCUGCAUUUAGAAGCAACAUCCAUUAUGAUCGUCUGCAUAAUUCUGUUGAUUUUGCACUUACUGUUGUUCUUGAUUCUGCUCACAUCCCGCACGUCAAUGCUGCUGGUGGUGCUGCCUGGCUGCCUUACUGUGUUUCAGUAAGGUUGAGAUAUUCAUUUGGUGAAAGUCUUAAUGUAUCCUUUCUUGGCAUGAGUGGUAGCCAUGGUGGUAGGGCAUGUUGGUCGCGUGUUGAUGAUUGGGAGAAGUGCAAACAGAGGGUGGCACGGACAGUAGAGGUUAGUGCGAGCUCAGCAGCCGAUGUAAGUCAAGGUAGGUUGAAACUAGUUGCAGAUAGUGUGCAAAGAAAUUUGCAUAUGUGCAUUCAAGGGCUUAGAGAUGGGAGUGGAGCCACAGCCAGCUCUGGAGCAACAUGAUUUUGUUAUUUUUGGCAGAGGUUAUAUCUCUUUAUAUUUAUGUUGGGUUAGUGCGGUCAAUAUACAUAGUUUAGUAUGGUAUGGAAACCAUGCCAUGCUCUGUUAAGCAAAGCAUGGCCUUUGCUGUAAUAAUGGAGUAGAAGCACUGGUGAUUACAAAUGAUUUUGAUAGAACUCGUAAGAUUGGCAUUUGAAAUUCGAGCUUAGAUUUGAGAGCACCAAUUUUAGAUUACUGACAUUUAAAAUGAGCAUUUGACGGUUCUCAGAUCAUAAGAUUCGACAUAGGUUGUACAAUAUUUUGCUGUAGUGUAGCAUGUAAGUUUUAACUUCUGGUUGGUGGAUUUUAUUGUUGUUAUAAUGUUGGUGGAUUUUCAUGUACAUAUGACAUCUCAAAUGAAUAGAUUAGUUAAAGCAAUUUGUUAUGCUCGACUUCUAUA